AUGUCGUCCGACAAGGUCAGCCGUGUUGAGUACGUAUGCUUUCCAGACUCCACGUACAGAGAUCAAACCAUCUAUGCGGGUAAAGUGAAGGUUCAAGCUGGCUUACCAUACGGAUUAGUGACGUUACCAAUACCGGACAACAGUGUGUGUACCCACCUGACCCCAGGAUGUCCCGUGAUGCCACGAAAGCAAUACUCCUAUACGUAUACUGGCAUGUUGCCUCCGCAAAUUCCAUCA
This is a messenger RNA of Opisthorchis viverrini, 237 nucleotides long. RefSeq lists its product as hypothetical. NCBI's taxonomy places the organism in Eukaryota, Metazoa, Platyhelminthes, Trematoda, Opisthorchiida, Opisthorchiidae. The transcript has 2 exons. The annotation marks the transcript as partial. The record is from RefSeq and is a predicted model, not a curated record.